AAAUAGAGGCAGAGGGGGAAAAUACUAUGAAGUGUGAAUAUGAACAUUAACAAGAGGGUUGAAGAAGGAUUGGUUUCAUUGUUGGGCAAAUGCAACAGCACCACCCUCAAAACCACUAAGCAAAUUCACGCUCAUCUCUACGUUACAGGCCUUCACACUAACCCUUUCUUCUUCGGCAAACUUCUUCUCCACUGCGCCUCAUCCAUCUCCGACCAUGCUCUCCACUACUCUCUCCGUCUCUUCCAACACUUCCCCAACCCCGACACCUUCAUGUACAACACCCUCAUUCGUUCACUUUCUCACUCUUCCACCCCUCUUACUUCCCUCCAACCCUUCAUCCAAUUGCUUCGUCACCCCACCCUCUUCCCCGAUAGCUUCUCCUUCGCCUUUGCACUCAAAGGGAUCGCAAACUACGGUCACUUGAAUAAAUCCGGCAUUCAGCUGCAUUCUCAGGCUUUUCGUCAUGGAUUUGAUUCCCAUAUAUUUGUUGGAACUACAUUGAUUAGUAUGUAUGCCGAAUGUGGGUGUUAUGAGUCUGCAACAAAGGUAUUUGAGGAAAUGCCUGAACCGAAUGUUGUUGCGUGGAAUGCGGUUGUUACUGCUUCUUUUAGGUGUGGGGAUGUGGAGGGUGCGUGGGGUGUGUUUCAGCGUAUGCCCAUUAGGAAUUUGACUUCUUGGAAUGUGAUGCUUGCUGGUUAUGUUAAAGCUAGUGAGCUUGGGUUGGCAAGAAGAGUUUUUUCUCAAAUGACGAUGAGAGAUGAUGUUUCUUGGAGUACUAUGAUUGUUGGCUUUUCUCAAGGUGGUUCUUUUGAUGAGGCUUUUGGGUUUUUCAGGGAGUUGAGGCGGGAGGGGAUUAGGCCGAGUGAAGUUAGUCUCACUGGGGUGUUGUCUGCUUGUGCACAAGCUGGGGCGUUUGAGUUUGGUAAGAUUUUACAUGGGUUUAUGGAGAAAGCUGGGUUUCUUUGUAUUGUUUCGGUGAAUAAUGCUUUAAUAGAUACUUACUCCAAGUGCGGAAAUGUUGAUAUGGCUAAGUCGGUCUUUCAAAAUAUGUCUGCGGCUAAGUGCGUCGUGUCUUGGACAUCGAUGAUAGCAGCACUUGCAAUGCACGGUCGUGGAGAUGAGGCGAUUCAGGUUUUUUAUGAGAUGGAAGAGUCUGGAGUUAGGCCGGACGGUGUCACGUUCAUAUCUCUCCUUUAUGCUUGUAGCCAUAGUGGUUUGGUUCAGCAAGGGUGUGAUUUAUUUUCUAAGAUGACAAAUUUGUAUGGGAUUGAACCUGCAGCUGAGCAUUAUGGUUGUAUGGUUGAUCUAUAUGGUCGAGCUGCUAGGUUGCAGGAGGCUUAUGAGUUUAUAUGCCAAAUGCCAAUUCCACCUAAUGCAAUCAUUUGGAGGACCCUCCUUGGGACUUGUAGCCUUCAUGGAAAUAUUGAAUUGGCAGAGCUUGUAAAAGCAAGGCUUGCUGAAAUGGAUCCAAACAACUCCAGUGACCAUGUACUGCUCUCGAAUGUUUAUGCGGUUGCAGGGAAAUGGAAGGAUGUUGCUGGCAUAAGAAGAACAAUGAUUGAACAUAGCAUGAAAAAGACUCCUGGUUGGAGCAUGAUUGAAAUUGACAAGGUCAUUUAUCGUUUUGUGGCAGGUGAAAAGCCUAACGAGGUUACAGAAGAGGCCCAUGAUAAACUGAGGGAAAUAAUGUUAAGACUCAGAACAGAAGAAGGUUAUGCGCCCCAGGUAAGAAGUGUCUUGCAUGAUAUUGAAGAGGAAGAAAAAGAAGAUUCAGUGUCCAAGCACAGUGAGAAGCUUGCUGCAGCUUUUGGAUUAGCAAAACUUCCUAAAGGAAGGAUUUUAAGAAUAGUAAAGAACCUGAGGGUUUGUGGAGACUGCCAUACUGUGAUGAAGCUGAUUUCUAAAGUUUAUCAAGUAGAAAUCAUUGUGAGGGAUAGAAGUCGCUUUCACUCAUUCAAAAAUGGAUUUUGUUCCUGCAGAGAUUACUGGUGAUAGAAGUGAACGUUAAAUUGAGCUGAAAUGUAGCAUAGAACUUCUGGUAUUGUUCCUUCAAAGUACAAGACAGCUAUUGGAAGUUUUAAAAAACAUAUGGGAGGAUGACAAGCAAAGUGUUACAAGCUAAAGAGAAACAACGCGUCAUUGAGGUAUUCAACAUGAAAAGUGUUAAAAAGGCCACAACUUCGGUCACAUCACUAUUUCCCCAACUCACUCAGCUCCUACAACUACAGGCGAACUACAUGCUAAAGAAGCACACAGUAAGGUGCAGAUGCAUCAAUUGCAACAUCAACUCUAAAUAUCAAGUCAAACAGCCUUCCAAGAAGCUCCUGCACAUGUUUCUGCAGGUCCUGGUCUGCUUCCAUCCAAGUUCAAGUAACUGCAUCAACCACUGCAGGAUCGCUCAUGGAAGGGAUGUUGGGUUUAAUUCCUUUGAAAUGUGGAGGAGUGAAGCCUAAAUUUGGGAUCAUCAGAGCUUUCAUCUUGACAGUGAACCUUUUUGUUAUAAUGUCACAACUUCAGCAAGCAUUGGAGAAUAGGAGACCCGAGCAUGUGCAAGAGACCCUAGACCCAACGUCCCAAAACCACAUUAAGUUUGAGGAAGUAACAUCUUUUGUAGGUGUUUAAGUGCUGUCUUUGUAGUUGAUAUUUACAGUCUGAUAGAUUAUGACCGAAUUUGGUUGCUUAACUAUUGGUUUAAUACUCCAAUUAUUGGCUAGUGUAUUGACUAAGUUUGGUUUAUGUUAAUAUAGUCAUUUUUAUUCUUUUAA
Molecule: messenger RNA, 2765 nt
Organism: Cicer arietinum (chickpea)
Lineage: Eukaryota; Viridiplantae; Streptophyta; Magnoliopsida; Fabales; Fabaceae
Product: pentatricopeptide repeat-containing protein At1g74630
Biological process (GO): RNA modification
Molecular function (GO): protein binding; RNA binding; zinc ion binding
Source: RefSeq, a predicted model, not a curated record